GUCUCCGCCGCCGUGGCGGCGUGCAGCACAAGCUGCGCAAGGGCCUCUGGUCGCCCGAGGAGGACGACAAGCUCUACAGGCACAUCAUCCGCUACGGCGUUGGCUGCUGGAGCUCCGUGCCCAAGCUCGCGGGCCUCCAGAGGUGCGGCAAGAGCUGCCGGCUGCGCUGGAUCAACUAGACAACUACCUCUGCCCAUCACGAAUCCACCGACUUUCCCAAGCCCAAGUUCCAGUUAUAUGCAGAUGGACAGAAGUUGGAUCAAUUCAAGGCUAUUUAGCAAGCCACAUUUGGAUGGGGUUGAUGAGUUCAUGAAGUUUGUUUUAGAAAGAUUUGAGGAGAACGAAGAGAUACUUUGUCCUUGUCGUAAGUGCUUGAAUCAGGUUCAUAGGCAUAAAGGAGUUGUGGAGGACCACUUAUAUUCAUGGCAUGUCCAGCACAUACAAUAAGUGGAUACUACAUGGAGAAGCACCGGAUGGCAGAAUUAAUGAAAAUGCAGAUCAUAUGGGUGAACAUAUUGGUUUCAAUGAGAACGCUAAUGAAAAUAUUGGUAUGAAUGAGGAGGAACAAGAUGAUGAUAGAUUUCCUGAUAUGCUAGAGGAGUUGUACACAGCUGAACAAGAAGAAGGAAAAUCUUUGUUUGCAUCUGUAUUAGAAGAGAUGAAAAAGGAACUUUACCCCGGUGCAGCUAGUACAAGAUUUUCUUUUGUGGUGAGGUUACUUCACAUCAAAUCAUUCUAUCAAAUAAGCAAUGUUGCAUUCAAUGCAAUUCUAAAGUUGUUAUCAUCGGCAUUUCCCAAUUGCUCUCUUCCUGCAUCUUUUCAUGAAGCCAAGAAACUAAUUCGUGCAUUGGGACUCGGAUAUGAUUCAAUCCAUGUGUUCCCCAAUAAUUGUGUUUUGUUUCGGAAGGAACAUGCAAACAAAGAUAAUUGCCUAGUUUGUGAUGAAUCAAGAUGGAAAGAUAAUGAUGCAAAGAAAAAGAUCCCUCAAAAGGUGUUGCGACAUUUUCUGUUGAUUCCAAGGCUGAAGAGGAUGUUUGCUUCCAAGAAAAUAGCUGAGAAGCUACAAUGGCACAAGCUGAAGAGAAAACCAGUAGAUAAUGAGCUUAGUCAUCUAGCUGAUGGUGAGGCAUGGAAGGACUUUGAUAAAAAAAUAUGAGUGGUUUGCUGAGGAUCCAAGAAACAUCAGGUUGGGCCUUGCUACGGAUGGUUUCAAUCCAUUUGGCAAAAUGAACGCCACAUAUAGCAUGUGGCCGGUAUUUCUUGUGCCCUAUAACUUUCCUCCAUGGGUAUGUAUGGAACAAUCAAACUUCAUGAUGAGCCUACUCAUCCCUGGAAAGGAUUUUGAUGUCUUUUUGGAGCCACUAGUUGAAGAGUUGCUAGGGCUUUGGAAAGGUGUCAGUACCUUCGACACUGUUAGUAGAAAAACUUUUGACCUACAUGCUGCAGUCAUAUGGUGUAUUCAUGAUUAUCCAGCUUUGAGUACAUUGUCAGGCAGAGUCACAAGAGGUUAUUAUGCAUGUGUUCGUUGUGACAAAAAUCCUUGCUCUAGAAGAAUAAGGAAUAAGAUAUGUUAUAUUGGCCAUCGACGUUUCCUUCCUACAGACCAUCUAUGGAGGAGAAAGAAAUGUUUUGAUGGUCAGGUUGAAGAACGUGGCAAACCAGAGGAGUUUACUUUGGAAGAGUUUAUGCAACAAUUGGAGAGGGUCAAGGAUGUUAGGCCAGGAAAGCAUCCUCAAAGCAAGAAGAUAAAGCGGGGAGAAGAUGAUCAAUGCUGGAAGCGAAGGUCUUGUUUGUUUGAUUUGCCAUAUUGGACUAGUUUGAAGCUACGGCACAAUCUUGAUGUAAUGCAUAUUGAAAAAAAAUAUAUGUGACUACAUUCUUGCUACAUUUCUCGGCCUGGUUGGGAAGUCAAAGGACAAUAUCAAUGCUAGGCUUGAUUUGGACGAUAUGGGCAUAAGAAAAAAAUUACACUUGAGGUAUGAUGGAAAAUCAUACAGUGUUCCACAUGCCCCCUAUACAAUGGAUAAAGCCCAAAAGCAAGCUUUUUGUGAUUUUAUAAGUGUGAAAUUCCCUGAUGGAUUUGCUUCGAACAUAGCAACACACAUUACUACUGAUGGCUGCAACCUCCAAGGACUAAAAACUCAUCAUUGCCAUAUACUACUCCAAAGGAUUUUACCUGUUGCUAUCAGAGGAAUCAUGCAUAAGGACAUCUAUGAAGCACUUGCAGAAUUAGCUAAAUUCUUUCAGCAAUUAUGUUCUAAAACUCUGAAGGUAGAUGUUUUGCAUAGAAUGAAAGCUAAAAUCCCAAUCAUUCUAUGCAAGCUUGAGAAAAUAUUUUCUCCUUCUUUCUUCAAUGUCAUGUUACACUUGGCUGUUCAUUUGCCUGAUGAGGCACUCCUUAGAGGUCCAGUUCAAUAUGGAUGGAUGUACCCGGUUGAAAGAAGGUUGUAUACCUUGAAGCGUUUUGUGAGGAGCAUGGCAAGACCUGAAGGAUCCAUUGCAGAAGCAUAUGUUGCUAAUGAGUGCUUGCAUGCUUGCUCAUGGCACUUUGAUGAUCUUGACACACGACACAAUCGGGAAGGAAGGAACAGAGAGCGUGUCGAUUUGAGUAGAGGCGACCUAUCUAUUUUUCAGCAUGGAGUUGACUUACUUGGAGCCUCUAGGGUCACAUACCUCAAACAUGACUAUGAGAAGAUGGUUUGGUUUGUGUUGAAUAAUUGUCCAGAGGUGGAGCCAUAUAUCGAGAUAUGCAGGAAAGAGUUUGUGGAAAAAGGAAUUCUUGAUGUUAAAAAAACCCUUGAGAAGCAAUUUUCCUCCUGGUUUAAGAAGCAUGGGGAGGAGGUCCCUGAUGGCCUAUAUGCAUUGUCAUGUGAUCAGGAUCUGCGAGUUCGAAAAUUUUCAGGAUGUCUUGUUGAUGGCAUUCGAUUCCACACUACCGACCGUGACAAAAAUAGAAAAACACAGAAUAGUGGAGUAAUGACAGAGGGUACACAUGAUGGAGAUCCUAUUGAGUUUUAUGGUUCCUUCAAAGAAAUAAUUGAGCUGCAGUACAACUCAGAUUUAAGCAACAGCUGGACAGUGGUUCUCUUCCGAUGUGAUUGGUAUGAUACUAAUGCCAAAAGUUCUAGAAUGAAGGAUGAUGGCUUUUUUAGAAGCAUCAACUGUGCCAAUUGCUGGUACAAGGAUGACCCUUUUAUUCUGGCAACACAGGCAACAAAGAUUUUCUAUUUGAAAGACACCGCAAAAAAUGCUGAAGGCUGGAGCGUUGUUCAAAAAUUUACUCAUAAGACACCUAUGUAGUCGCCUGAAAAUGACAAUGAUGAGAGAUCUGGUGGCUCAGGUCUGUCUUACCAAGAUGAUACAUGUGAAGGUUUUCAGGUCAGACUCAAUGAAGGAAAUUUGGACAGUGAAAAUCUGGACAACGAAGAUUGUCUUCAUGUUGAUGCAAGUGUAAUUGAUGAGCUGCGAGCACAAGGUCAAGAAGAAAUGGAAGAACUUUACUCAAGCGAUGAGGAUGAAACUGGAUGGCAAUAUAUCAGUGAUAAUGAAGGCCCAACAAUCCCUCUCGAUGAGGAUGAGGAUAGCGAUGGCUAGUAGCUUGUUGUUUUGUUAGCUGUCAACUCAAUAUUGUAACUAUGUGAGCUGUGAACUCACUUAUAUUUAUUUUCUUGUAAUCCUUGAUUCGCAUGAGAAUGGAACCUAUAUGGUUAUUUUUUGUAAUCCUUCAUUCCCAGUCACAAGAACUAUGUGAGCUGUGACUACUCCAAACUUAUAUGCCAAAUCUGAUCUAGUAAUAGCAAUUGAUUUUGGGUCAA
Messenger RNA from Panicum virgatum (switchgrass), 3815 nucleotides. RefSeq lists its product as uncharacterized. NCBI's taxonomy places the organism in Eukaryota, Viridiplantae, Streptophyta, Magnoliopsida, Poales, Poaceae. The record is from RefSeq and is a predicted model, not a curated record. Bases 1948 to 3300 code for a protein of 450 amino acids. The transcript is spliced from 4 exons.